CUCGGUCGGAGGCAACAUCAGGCGAGGAGGGACAUAGGAUGAAACAAAUUGCUGAGACGGACUUGACUUGCUCGUCCUGAAACGUACCACCUUAUUCCGAUCAGACUGUUCAUUUCAGCAAUCGAUUGCGGAUUCUUUGGUCGGCUCCCAAGCCAUCCCUAAGCCUAAGAGGGCCAGUACUCGUGCCUUCGAAGGCUGGCUGCCUCCCUCUCUUGUGGGUGAGCAGUGGUCUCAAACAGUAUGAACGAGUCAAUCACGAAUCAUGAUUUUUACAAGUCUUUGAAGAUGUGCUGUUUGGCUCCAAGACUGGCAGGAAGAGCCACCAGUGUUUGAGAAGGCAACAGCUUGCAACUUGCAAGACACGCUCAUUGCAAGUGUAUGUGUGACAAGCCUUUCGACCAGCUCGCAGGAUAUUUACAGACCGCCAUGGUGCAGACUGGCACGACUGCCAAGUGUCGCUCACCAGUCAUUGACUGGGAGAAGCUGAAGAAACAUGGGGUGCAGCCAUCCUUUUGCCUUCCAUCAUCUCACAACGCAGUCCGUGCCCACGUCUCAUCUGCUAGCAUUCGCGAAGUGUGUCGGACACAUCCCCGGCGAGAGUUUCGUCGUUUGUGUGACCGAGAAGCAGUUGUAAUACCAGUGCUGCUGAACCAGUCCGACGGAACCAAUGUGGAUAAUCAAGCCUAUCGCGCUCAUGUGGAGGGUUCUCGACGUUGCUUGGGCGCCAGCAACACCUUCGCCCUUCUCCAGGAGGAGACAGACUUUGACCGGUCAAAGCUUCAAGGCAAUCCUUUCAACAUCUCAACAGAGCUGCAUCGCACAUGGGUGGGCUUGUUGGAGGUCUUGCAAUCUACAGUGACACCCCCACCCAGUCGGUCACAGAGAUCCACCUCAACUCCUGGCUCAGGGCAGCGCCUUCCGUCUGCCGCCUCUACCCGCCCGUCCUCUGUGCCGCUGUGCUCCACCACGGCUGUGGCGCAGCUCUUCGCCGCCUGCGCGGUGGCGCCACCCCAGGAGAUCGCAGAGCCCGGCGCAUCCUGGAGAACACCGCUGCCACAACCCUCCACCACAGCUGUGCACUUGAGAGGUGCAGAUGUGGAAAGCAUUGGCACCACAGAGUGCUUGGAAGAGGCCCUUCGAGUCAAAAGCAUGAAGAAACCUGCUCCUGCUCGUUCAAAUGUUGCUCCUGCUCGCUUCGUUCGCAGAUGGCGCCUUGGGGUUGAAGAUGCCAAACGGCAUGGAACAGCAUAGGUGCGAUGGCGAAGAAAGCGACAGAAAGCUGCAGCUGCCAGACUUGAGUGCAGGGUUCUGAAAUGGUGCACCCUUGCAGGUAAACAAAUAUGGCCGCAUUGAUCAUGGCAAUCAUGCCCCCAACAGUGAAGCUUUGUGUGGCCCACGACCUGGCAAAUCCACGAGGAGAACCUCAAAGGGGGUAGCUGGCUGGCUGGUGAGAGAAAUGAAGACUUUGGAAUUCAGAUGAUUUAAGUCGUGGGAGCGCAGGACCUGUUAUUUUUUCUCGGCCGCGAAUCAUGCUUAGCCCAGCUGACUUGAGCACCCAACCUCCCGC
Messenger RNA from Durusdinium trenchii, 1567 nucleotides. The record is from the annotation of a GenBank genome assembly. Lineage: Eukaryota; Dinophyceae; Suessiales; Symbiodiniaceae.